Hydractinia symbiolongicarpus is the source of this 3915-nucleotide messenger RNA. RefSeq lists its product as uncharacterized. The coding region runs from base 402 to 3551 and encodes 1049 amino acids. The record is from RefSeq and is a predicted model, not a curated record. Gene Ontology annotation, cellular component: sperm principal piece; motile cilium; CatSper complex. Lineage: Eukaryota; Metazoa; Cnidaria; Hydrozoa; Anthoathecata; Hydractiniidae. The transcript has 24 exons.
AUUUAAAUCGAACGUUUCUUUCUUUAUCAAAUCCUGGUUUUUAAAAUGCUGUCACAAGUAAAUCUUUAGAAAAAAAUCCUAGUUUCUACAAACCUAAACAAAAUAGCUAUAUAUAAAUACAAUGUAAACUGUUUUAACUAUCUCUUCCUAGUAAUAUUACCUUUAAUCAGCGUAUCAACCUCUUAUUCUCGGUCUAUACUUUUGACCUCUGGUAAUAUCUCUUGGUAUAGAUAGACAAAACAGUUUAUACUGUAUUAGAAUUGUUUGCAGUUAUAUAAUGGAACUGAAUGUUAGUUAAAAGUUUUUAUAAUUUCUCAUGUUUCUUAUGUGUUUUCCUAGUUCUUUUACUUCUUAUUUUGUAGUAAUAAUUACAAUAGUCAGAAAGGUUAGAUUCAAAGUUUAUGUUAUCAGCAAGUGUUAGGAGCAUGCUUUUUUAUCUGGUAUUGGUAUUCUUUUGUCAACAUAUGUCACUGGCAUGUGAAUUCGAGUUGGAUAUUUUGUUUUAUGAUGCUGCCAAGAAAUCACUUUCUUCUUCUUCGGAAAUUAUUUGUUUACAGACCGUUUGUGAUGAAUAUUUCUUACAAAUUAGUUUAUUUUGUCCGAAUAAAUCCUAUGUUGGAAAACAGAUGGCUAUGUUGGGCUUUCAACCUCAUGUAAACGUUCAAAUUACUGCAGAGUUUGGUGUGAGCAUGCACAUUAUUGAAACUGCGCUUGUGGAAUCGAAGGAUUGUCUUUGCAAUGAUGACAAUAGUAUAUUGAGGGAACAUUUUAACGAUGUAAACACUGAUGAUUUUGGAAGUCAAACCAACCAAUGCAACACAGAGAAAUCAACAGCAACUAAUAAUACACAUUGUGUCAAUAAAUUAUGUGAUUUGCUAUGGUUGGCAAGACUGCAAGUAACAUCUGCUACAAAAUCUUUAAAAAUAUCUGUCAGUGAUAAUGGUCUUGGAAUCUCUGUGAGUGAGAAAGAUUUGGUUCACAGUGUUAACACGAUACCUGUUAUACCAGAUGUACAUCACUUGCAUGAAAACUUUACCCAUGGUGGUAGACAUAAAAAAAUUGUGAAAAGCGAUGUUGGGAAUUGGUAUUUACAUAUCCACAAUGGAUAUGUUUUGUUCACUCAAUCAGAGUUUGAAAGAUCAACACUUAAACAGUUUAAUAUGACACAUAUGUCCCUGUUGUCACCACUUCGAUGUAAUGAUGACUCGCCAGAAAUACUUGAUAUGUCGUAUUUCGAUGGUUGUCUGUUACUUGCUACCAAGUUUGGUGUCUUCAAGUAUGAUAAUUCAUCAGAUUCGAAGCUAGUUCUUUCAAAAUGUAUAAAGAAGUUGGUCGGAGUUGGUACUCUGAAGUAUGCGAAAGAAGUUGUAGUUUUAGGUGUUGAUGGCAAGUCUAUAUUUUGGAAAUCAUUAGACAUGACAGGAUCAUUUUCUGAAGUACAAAAUGCUGAUGGUCAUAAUCUGUAUAGUUGGUUGGCACCACAAUGGAAUGUGAUUAAUCUUGAUGGUUUUCAAAUUAUGGAUGUCACAAAAAGACUGACUGAUGAUUGUUUUCUUGUCUUGUUAAACGAUAAUCAAAGCAAUGUCUUAGUGGAAGUGAAAGUCAUAAACUCAUCUUGGCAUUAUCAAAUGGUGAAUGGUAACAUUGUGGCGAAUGUGUCACAUAUCACAACGACAAAAUCAAAUCGUAUCUUUUUUUGGGGGGAGCAGUUGUUUAUGAGUUUGAACAACGGAGAAAUAUUGAAUGAAAUUGUGUAUGACGAUACGAGCAUUGCUACAUUUUUAGUUGGCGAUAGAGAGGAUUUCUUUUUUGUAACUCACUCCAACAAGUUAUGGUAUGGGCUAUCAGAUGUAGAGAGAGUUAUACAACUUAAAUGUACUCCUAGUUUGAACCAUCUGGCCUAUUUUUUCACCUCAAAUGGCGUCCUGAAAGAGGUGAGAUAUACUUCUCGGUGGCAGCUCAUCGUUGCUAGUAGUAACGAAUCAUGUUUUAAAUCACAAACCAUUGAUAUAAAGUCACAACUUCACUCUGCGUUGUCAUCGCAGGUGGAGAACAAUUUAAGAACAAUAUGUACUUCUCCGUACCUGGAUAGUUGUUCUCCCCAAUUGGAUUACCUCGGUCAUCACUCCGCUUGUCCAUAUUUAUUUCUCUCGAUUACACCUGACAAAAAUGGUAAAUAUUCAAGAAUUAAGACGAUGCUUUCUCACUAUGUGAACAGAGUCCAACUUAGUAACAUAUACAGCUUAGAUGACGUGACAAACGAGCUCCGCACUGAUGUCAUAGAUGCUGAGCAGUUCAGUAUCUUCGAGCCUCCAGAACGUUUUCCAGAAGAAAUAUCACUCGGUUUAAACGAAUGUUAUGAAGUGAAUAUCUCUAUUGGUAUGGCAACUAAAACUCUGUUUUCGCAUCAUGAUGUUAUAAUGAAAUCUUCUUUCACGCCACUUCAUGAGCUAUCAGUUGGUGUUACGAAGAUGGUCGAUUACUUGGAUGGAGUGAUAAUAUUUCAAGUCACAUUAUGUGACACUGGUGUGAAACGAACACAAAACUUUCCCGGCGAUCACCAAACUGUAAGCCAUGCAUUAUUUCAAAUCAAUCCAUCUGAUUUAGAAUGUUUAUUGGUGCAUCGUGUCAAGACGAAUAUAAACAUAAAGGUUUUGCACGGAUGUGUGUCCGAUAAAACUGUUGUUUUGAAUUUAUCAGAAUCAAAGAAAGAACAGCGUCAUUUUUGUGAAGAAGAAAACUGUUUUUACUACGACAAACCAUUCAAACCUGUAUUUAUGCUCGUGGAUGAAAUAACUGGCGACAGCGUUGUGUUUCCUGGAAAGUAUAACCUCACAAUAGUAGGAGGUGGAAAUUCUAUCGAUGAAAUUACGUUGUUUUCUGAUCAAGAAAGAUACGACUUUAAUCAUAAACUUGGUGCAUCAUUGGUUUGGGCGUGGUCUUCUAGUGACAAUGCAUACCAAUGGCUUUGUGGUAACCUCAGCCCAUGUGGUGGAAUUACACCAGUUUUCCCUAGCACUCCUGAAUAUUAUUUUCAAUUGCAGUUUUCAAAUAGAGAUAUUGAUCAGUCGAAUUGCGAUUACACGUUUCAAUUCACCAUAAAAGUUCAUGGCAUGCCACCUGAUGGUCUGUACCCCUCCUUACUUAUUGUAUUGCUUAGUAUCGCUUUUAUGGGCUCGUUAAUCCUGCUUGUGUUCUUCUUGGAAACAAGAUUCCCCGACUUUUUUACAAAUUCAUAUCUCUACCUAACAACUUUCCGCACACUUUUAAUCAACUGUUUACGCCCUCGAAAUAAAAUUGACGCUAGUUUAUCCUCUAAGACACUGCACCAGAAAGUUUUGAAUUGGAUCCAAAGGAAUGGUGGCGAAGAUGCAUCUAUAGGUGACUUCACUAGUUCUUCAGACGAUAUGACAAGUCAUGAAACGGGAACAAGGACAUCGCGGAAUAUAGGAGGUUUGGAAAUAAACGAUGAUAGUUCAAUAUUAGUUGCCAACAAAGCAACUAGUAUGUCAAAUUACGAACACAAUAAAGAGAAUAAUGAUGCGGUGUAAACGAACACGAAAGUGUUGUAGUGACGGCAAUUACUGAACAAUCUGGAAUUAUCUGAUCCAAGCGAAGUAACGAAGUACAGUUUUUUUGUUUUUGUAACUGUUUGUUUUAUAAAUUUUAGAAAAGGAAUCUUUGCGAGGAGAAACUUUCCAGAAUCUUGGUGAAUGUUUGCGAAAGUUUUGCACGCAAAAUCCCUAUAAAGAUUAUUUUACCGAGGCUUGUUUGCAUUUUCCUUGCUCUGAAAAUAUGAGAAAUGUCGUGUGUCAUACAAGAAAAUUACUGCUCGCAAGAUGUUUUGCUUUCUAAAUAUGAUUUCCGUUUUUCCUUGUUUUAUAUCUUUCUAAGAAGCUAAAGUUGUUUACAAAA